UGAAGCUGAGAGAGAUAAUUCUUGAGGUGCAAGACAAAUAUGUGGCCACUAUUAGUGUUGGUCUUGCUGCUAGAGCCAAAAAAAGGCUAUGGAGGUAGUUCAAGGGAGUCAUAAACUACAAUUCAAGAGGCUGCAUGAUUUUUGUUUUGAGGUGUUGAGAUCAAAUCCUGGAAGCAGUUGUAGUGUAUCUGCAAUCUUACCUUCGUCAGAAGGACCAUCAAGAAGUUUGAUGCCUGUUUUUGAUAAUAUUUACAUAUGUCUUGAAGCAUGCAAGAAAUCAUUUGCUACAUGUAGACCAAUAAUUGGAAUUGAUGGUUACUUUCUCAAAGGAAUUUACGGUGGACAACUACUAACAGCAGUAGGAAGGGACCCUAAUGACCAAAUGCUCCCCAUUGCAUUCGCUGUUGCUGACAAGGAAACAAGGGCAACAUGGAGAUGGUUCCUUCAGAGACUCCUCGAAGAUAUUGGUUCACACAGAGAUCAUAGAUGGACAUUUGUUAGUGACCAACAAAAGGUAUGUUAUUCAUUAUAAUUGCUCAUCCUUAGUAGUGUAUAUAUAAUUAUUUACUGAUGCAGUGCUAUAUAAUGCAGGGACUAGGUUUAGUUCUGGAUGAAGACUUGCAGGGUGUGGACCAUAGAUUCUGCGUAAGACAUGUAUCAAAAUUUCAAAAAAGUUUUCCCAGGGAUGUAGUUGAAGGAACUAAUGUGGAAGGCUGCAAAAGCAACAUAUCCACAAGAAUGGCUAAGGGUAAUGAGAGAAAUUGAACAGGUCAACACUAGUGCUUUUGCUAUACUAAUGGGUAUUGAACCCAGAUUCUGGACUAGGUCCCAUUUCAAUGGUUAUCCUAAAUGUGAUACAUUGGUUAAUAACAUGUCGGAGACAUUCAAUAGUGUUAUUUUGGGUGCUAGGGAGCUUCCUAUAGCUUCAAUGUUGGAAGCAAUCAUAAACUAUUUAAUGAGCAGAUGGGCAGACAACAGAGAAAAGAUUCAUAAAUUUGAAGGCAAUGUCCUUCCAAGGAACUAGAAAGGGUUGAUAGGAACUGGACAAUGAGUGGAAAAUGGGUAGCUAGGUGGGUUGGGAACUCUAAGUUUGGGGUUUCAUCAAUGCAAGACACUUUCACAGUUGAUCUCGAUGCCAAAGAGUGUAGUUGUAGGCUGUGGGACUUGACUGGUAUUCCCUGCAGCCAUGCUAUUAGUUGUAUCAAUUUCAAAGAAGAAAUUGUCGAGAGUUAUAUACCUGAUUGCUUCAAGAAAGAGGCAUAUGUUGAAUGUUACGCACCACUGGUUUUGCCUAUGAAUGGUCCAAAGUUGUGGCAAGACACCAGAAUGCCUGAUAUAUUGCCUCCACCAAUAAUCAAGAGACCUAGAAGGCCAAAAAAAAAGAGGAGAUUAGCUGAAGAUGAAGUCACACCUUUUGGUAGGUUGAGGAGGUUAUCUAACCACAUGAGGUGUGGUAGAUGUGGGAUACUUGGGCACAAUAGGAGAGGUUGCAGAUCAGAUUUAUCAAAAACAAAUGCAAUAGGGAAUAUUGAGGGCACAAGUGCAGGCAGAGAUAGGGGAGCUUCAAGUGCAGGCAUAAAUAUGGGAGUUUCAAGUGCAGGUUUAAAUAUAGGAGUUUCAAGUGCGAGCAGAGAUGGAGUGCAUGUUCAAAGAACACAAGCAAGUCAAAGAGGCAGAGGUAGGGGUGCAGUAAGAGGAGGAAGGACUACUUUAAGUAGAGGUGGUUCAGGUAGAUCACUAAGAGGAGGAAGGGUAAACAGAGGUGGGACUGCCUCGACUAGUGCGACACUACCCAAUAUGAGUGGUCAAUUUAGUGGAGCUUCAAGUGCAGGUGGUUCACAUGUUCUCGGGUGUAGUCCAAAUCAAGCUAACAAUCCAAGAAGAUUAAAGCUACUUUCAAGAAGAAUUCAGCCCCACAUGUAGAGUUAUCUAGAUUCCAACAUUAACAAUCUAUCUGGUGGACCAAAUGAGGCUGCAAGUUCAAGUUACAAUGAUACCAGCAAUGUCACUUUUUUCAGAGGUGAAAAUAACACUUUUGAUGAAGACAUUGGUUUCUCUCUGUCAUUCCCAGGGGUGGUGGAUGUGGACCCUUUUGAGCAAGCAGCGGGACAACCAUCCUAACAAUCUGUUGUUAGGGAUUAGCUGUAUCAAUACUAUAUUCAGGAUUGUU
Tripterygium wilfordii is the source of this 2170-nucleotide messenger RNA. RefSeq lists its product as uncharacterized. Bases 1048 to 1923 code for a protein of 291 amino acids. NCBI's taxonomy places the organism in Eukaryota, Viridiplantae, Streptophyta, Magnoliopsida, Celastrales, Celastraceae. The transcript has 2 exons. Gene Ontology annotation, molecular function: zinc ion binding. The record is from RefSeq and is a predicted model, not a curated record.